Antechinus flavipes (yellow-footed antechinus) is the source of this 5893-nucleotide messenger RNA. RefSeq names its product SUV39H2 histone lysine methyltransferase (gene SUV39H2). The record is from RefSeq and is a predicted model, not a curated record. Bases 2127 to 3359 code for a protein of 410 amino acids. Gene Ontology annotation, cellular component: nucleus. The transcript is spliced from 6 exons. NCBI's taxonomy places the organism in Eukaryota, Metazoa, Chordata, Mammalia, Dasyuromorphia, Dasyuridae. Gene Ontology annotation, molecular function: protein binding; histone H3K9 methyltransferase activity; zinc ion binding.
ACCAAAAGUGAAAUACUUUUUCCUGAAUUUAUAUUCUAACAUAUACAUAUGUUUAUACAGAAUAUAUACAAAAUGAAUACAAGGUAAUUUCAGGAGGAAGGACUGGACCUGGGAAAGAUUUCCUGCCGAAGCUCUCUCUCUUAUGCUAACAUUAGAAGAAAAUCAGAGGUUCCAAGAGGUGGAGAGAACCAACCAGGCAUGGGGGAAAGAGUUUAUGCAAAGGUACAAGAAAGGGAAGAUAAGAAUGUCUUGUAGGAGGAAAAAAUACAAAAUAGGCAAGUUUGGCUAGGCCAUAAAGAAGUAUGUAAAGGAGAUUAAUGUAUUAAAAAGAUUAGUUAGGAAAGGGCUAGGAUAUGAAAGUUUAAAAUGUCAAACAGCAGGAUUUAUAUUUGCUCCAAGAGGGAAUAGAAAGCAUUUCAAAUUUUCAUCAGUUAGUGGGAAACAUUAGACCCAUACUUACUAAAAAUUAUUUUGAUAGCUAAGGUAGGCAAGCAAUGUCAAUUAGGAGGCCAUCUAAAUAAGACAACAGAUGAAGAGUCUGAACUAGGAUGGUAGCUGUGAACAGAGUGAAGAGCACAAAUGUAGAAUCAAGAGGCCUUAGUAAUUGGCUGUGUGGGAUAAGAGGAGUUGAAGAUAAUGGAGGUUGUUAAACUGGGUGUCUGGAAAGAUAGUGGUCUUUUGACAGAAAUUGCAAAAUUUGAUAGUUUAGGAUAAGUUUUUGAGGAAAGAUAACUUCUCUUUGGGGCACAUUUGAGAUGUCUUGUUUGAUAUGCAGUUUGAACCUAGUGGGCAGUCGAUGUUAAAGGACUGGAGCUCUGUAGAGCUACUGGGGCUGAAUCUAUAUAGAUCAGGAAGUCAUUUGUAACAAACAUAUAAAGUGAACUAUGGGCACCAGGGAGGUUACUGAGAGAACCGAGUGAGAAAAGAGGCAAAACUAGACAGCAGCGCAUUUUGGAGUGAUCCUCAGAUAUGUAUUAGCUGUGUGAUCCUGGGCAAGUCACUUGUUUGCCUCAACGUCCAGAGGGAUUGUUAGGAUCAAAUGAACACCAAGUAGACAAUCUAUAAAUGGUAUUAUGACCAACUUUGUUAAUCUGCCUAUAGUGAGUGAGCUUGACAGGAGUAGUCUCGUUUGCAGGAUCCCACCAUCUCCGGGCAAUCCCACCUCUCCCCACACGUCAAUACACGAGUUUCUCCGGCAAGCACACAUUUUGCUCUGUCUUCCACUUUGAUGUUCCGGACAGGGUCACUGAACAAGGUUAUCUUGGCCGGUUUUGUCUUUCAAAUUCUGGCGUACCAUUUUGACAUUCCAUAAGAUACCAGAAGAAGUUCUGAUGAGUUUUUUCUGCGGCUAAUCCUGGAGGCUGGGUAAUUGUGGCAAAACCACAGUAAUUGAAUCUACCAAUUCUAUUAUGAAAGUUAGGUGAUAGAAUUGAUCACAUGUUGGAUGUCAAGUUUUUUACAUUUUUCAGUCUUGCCAAAGGAAAGCUUGUCUAAAUCACAGAAACAGUCAAAAAAAAAAAAAAAAAAACAAUCUUAAAACAAUAGAAUAAAAACCUGGGCCUAACUUGAGAUUUCUUCCUCAGCGAUAGAUAAUUAUCAUCUUAGACCUGAUUAAGUCAGGGACUUUUGCAAAGCCUAGCCCACAGGAGCUUAAAAGCUCUUGCCCUCUCCUGCGCCCCUCCAAGCUCAGCUCGCACGCACUUCUCCCGGCCCGGGACACGCCGCAUCACUCCCGGUCCUCAGCCUCGGAGACCCGGGUCGGCCCGUAUCUCGCUGGCUGGGGGAGGGGAACGAUCCAAAACUCCUCCUAAUCCAGCCCGGGAGAGGGGAGGAGCUCGGGCUUCCCGCCGCGCCUCGGUUGGUCCGCACGCGUGGCCUCGGCCGACCUCCGGGGCCCGCUUCAGCGAGGUGCGGAAGCCCGGACAGAGCGGCAGCGGCCACGGGGUCCUGAGAGCCCGCGCGCUCCACAGCCGGCGCCCGUCAAGCCCUGACGUGUGGGCCUGUCUCCUCCCUCCCCGCUCCCCGCUCCCCGCUCAUCGCUCGGAGCCGGGUAAGGGGGCGGGGCCUCGGCCCUCCAGCUGAGCGGUCCGGUCAGACCGCGCCAGUUUGAAUGAAGGUUCCACAAGAUGGCGGCGGCCGCGGCCGGAGCGCGAGGAGCCUGGUGUGUGCCUUGCCUAGCUUCACUUGAUACUCUUCAGGAAUUAUGUAGAAAGGAAAAGCUCACAUGUAAAUCGAUUGGAAUCACCAAAAGGAAUCUAAAUAAUUAUGAGGUGGAAUACUUGUGUGACUACAAGAUAGAAAAGGAUAUGGAAUAUUACCUUGUAAAAUGGAAAGGAUGGCCAGAAACUACAAAUACUUGGGAACCUUCGAGAAAUCUCAAAUGUCCAUUACUUCUUGAACAAUUUUAUAAUGACCAACGUGAUUAUUUGUCUCAGCUAAAGCAAGGCAAAGCAGUAAUGUUGAAAAAUGAUAUCAAAAGUUUGAAGCCUGCUAUUGCUGAGUAUGUUGUAAAGAAGGCUAAACAAAGGGUAGCUCUGCAGAGAUGGCAAGAAGAGCUUAACAGAAAAAAGAACCAUAAAGGAAUGAUCUUUGUUGAAAAUACUGUUGAUCUGGAAGGUCCACCUUUAGACUUUUACUACAUUAAUGAAUACAAACCUGCUCCUGGAAUCAAUUUAACAAAUGAAGCCAUAGUUGGUUGUAUGUGCACAGAUUGCUUCUUUGAGAAGUGCUGCCCUGCAGAAGCUGGAGUUCAUUUGGCUUACAAUAAAAAAAGGCAGAUAAAAAUUCAACCUGGCACUCCUAUCUAUGAGUGCAACUCGCGGUGUAAAUGUGGGCCUGAUUGCCCCAAUAGGAUUGUUCAGAAAGGUACACCGUAUUCACUUUGCAUCUUUAGAACUAGCAAUGGCUGUGGCUGGGGAGUGAAAACCCUUGUGAAAAUUAAAAGAAUGAGUUUUGUCAUGGAAUAUGUUGGAGAGGUUAUCACAAGUGAAGAAGCUGAGAGACGGGGGCAGCUCUAUGAUAAUAAAGGAAUCACAUAUCUCUUUGAUCUGGACUAUGAAUCUGAUGAAUUCACAGUGGAUGCAGCUCGAUAUGGAAAUGUGUCUCAUUUUGUGAAUCAUAGUUGUGAUCCAAAUCUUCAGGUGUUCAACGUUUUCAUUGAUAACCUUGAUACUCGUCUUCCUCGAAUAGCACUGUUUUCCACAAGAACAAUACAUCCUGGAGAAGAGCUUACUUUUGAUUAUCAAAUGAAAGGUUCUGGAGAUAUAUCUUCAGAGUCUAUUGACCUCAGCCCAGCCAAAAAGAGGGUCAGAACUGUGUGCAAGUGUGGAUCUGUGUCUUGCAGAGGUUACCUCAACUAAAUUUUCAGGAUAUAGGUCUAAAGAUAAAUGUCAUGGUUCUUUUUGUUUGUUUUUUUACUUAAAUCCCAUCUUAGAAAAUGAAUUUUUUUUAUAUUUAAGUAUUUGGGAUAUUUUUAUAUAUGCUAAAUCAAGGUUGUUAUGCCUCAUGUUUUCUUAAUUUACAAUUCAUUUCAAAACCACAUUAGCCAAAGACCUUACUGAUGCUUAUUAAUGUGAAAGGGUAAACACAGGGUCACAAGAGUAGAUCUUACACAGACUAGUCAAGUAUAUCAGUGCUUAAUAGUUGAAUGUCAAGCCCAUUAGGAAAAUAAAACUACUUAAGGAUUAGGGUUUUUGUUCAUUCAACAAACAUUUAUUAAGCACUAAUUGUGCAUGGCACUAUGCUAAGCACUGGGAAAAAUAAAAAGUUUGGAGAAGAUACCAUCCCUGCCCCCUUGGAGCUUACAUACUUAAGUUUAGUUAUGAAAAUGCUGCUUUUGAAUGUGUAAGUGUUAUCAGUUUAGGACUAACAUUCAAUUUGUUGAGAAAUAUAGUUAGUUUAUUUAAUUUGGACAAUGUAAAAAAAGUUCUAUUUUUGUUAAUGUAAUUUAUAUGACAUCCUUAUUCACCUGCUUAACAGUCAUACAUACUGUGUAUGUACUUAUUGAAAAUAGGUGAUAUCAAAUUUUAUACUUUUUUUUUCUAAUUUUUAUUAAAACAAAUUGACAAGUUACUGAUCCUAAUGUUUGCUAAGGUGUAAAAUUAAAUGUAAAACAAUAGAAUUUAAAUAUCUUGAUUUCAUAGUUUAGAGAAGUUUGUAGCAUAUAAGGUAUAUUUCUUCUGCUUUUACAAGUGGUUCUUAAACUUUUUUCAUAGAGAACAAUUAAUUCUUUUAAAAAGUACUGAAUGGCUGGCCAUCAUAAUUAUGUGGGAGGAAAAGAGUGGGGUUUGGGACCAAAGGGAAAGUUUCUAUCCACUAAUAUUGCAGCAUCAAAGCCCUUUGCAGCACUCCUCAGAAGAACAGAUUUACAUCCUGAAACCCCUCAUAACUCCACUGAAAAUUGCAAGACCCUGUUUGAGAACUACUGAUCUGUAUACUAUAACCAGAUGUCACCUAAAGUAUUUUGUGUAUUUCCAUAUUUGCUAAUGUUUCAUAAUAAGAAAAUUUUUCUAAUACAUUAGUAUUACAUCUUUAUUCAGACAAGUUUUAAUGUACAUGCUUUGUUAAACCUAUAGUAUUUUUAUAUUUUCUACAGGCUAUUCUUUUAAAAAGUGAUAUAUAUUUUAGACUGACAUUCUGUACAUGAAUCUUUUCAAAAUGUGAUCAUGAAAGCUAAGUUUGGCCUGGCCAAGAAUAGUUUAUUGUAGUAGUUCUAAAUUAUGGGGCUAGAAUUAAAACUGUAAAGAUAAAAAUAGGAUAAUUUUAUCACAUGGGAACCUAAAAGUUGAAUAAUUUUUCAGCUGCAUUUUUCUGGUUCUGGGAUUGAUUCAUUUUGAAUUCUAAACACGGUGUUCAACAUGAGACAAAUGGUACAAAAGAAAUUUAGUUCACUGCAUUCCUAGUCAUGUCUGCCCAAGCCUCUCUUCCUUGACUACAGUGACCCAAAAAUUGACUGGGAUAAAAACACAACAAAAAAGCAAGUUAACAUUCAUUUGCCCCUGUAUGACACAGAAUCUAUUUAGGGAAACUCUGCUACUCAUUUGUGAAAUCACUCUUUGUUAAGAAGUGUGCAGUUAGCCAUACAGCAAACAGUUGUUGCAUUAAAAAAUUUUCAUUAUACUUUAGGUUAUUUAUAUUUAUGAACUUGAAACCAGACUUAAAGCAUUUAUGAAAUGGCUAACUUGAAAAGGACUUUUUGUGUGUCUGCUUACAAAUCAUUUAUGUGUCUUUAGUCAAUAGUGACAAACUGGCUUCACAGACUUAUGCUUAGGGUGCUAUUUAUUGGAUAAAUCCUGGAGGGGAUGAAGGAGUUAUGUCCCUUUCCUUUCAAAGAUGUAAUUUUAAAUAAUUGUUAAUGCAUUUUUAUUUUUAAAGACGUUAAAUGGUUCGUGAGAUCUUACCUCUUCGUUUUAAAAGCAAAAUUUGUGGAUAAACUGGGACAAAAAGUGACAUGAAGUCAGCAAAUCUUCAUGAUUAGAAGUAUGUGAGCUCCAUUAUAUUGUCAUCAAGACCAGAAUUUAUUAUGCAGCCAAACAAAUGUAGUAACACUGUUUAAACAAAAUAACUGUGCUUUCUUGCCAUUUUAAAUAGUGAUUUGUGUUUACCAUUUAGCUACCCACCAUAUAAUUGGCAGAUACCUAAGGAAUUUGAUAUUUUUCAAAUUUAAAUGAUUUUCAAAUGUAAGAGUUUGAUCAAGUUUAAAUUAAAUUAAUGUACAGGUUAUACUAACUCCAUUGUUUUCAGUGUAUGUAAAUGGAACUGUGUUAGAAAUACACAGUUGGUAAUCUCAGGAAUGUUUUUUUUUUAAUAGAUAUGCAAAUUUUAGUUUGUAUUUAGUGAUUCUUAAAGCAUUUUUUCCAUAGUUUUUGACAAAAUAAAUUUAAUUUAGUUUGGA